Molecule: messenger RNA, 525 nt
Organism: Ostertagia ostertagi
Lineage: Eukaryota; Metazoa; Nematoda; Chromadorea; Rhabditida; Trichostrongylidae
Source: the annotation of a GenBank genome assembly
AUGAGCGAGAAACAGGAUUUAGCUCGUGCCACGGAUCUCAGACGAAUAGUUUACUUCGGCAUUGCUGUUUCUACACUUGCUAUCACUACUGCAAUUAUUGGCAUUCCUCUAUUGUGCCUUUAUCUGCAGAACGUUCAUUCGAAUGUUCAUGAGGAGCUAGCAUAUUGCCGUACGAGAACGCAAGGGAUUCGGGGCGAGUUUACCAAAAUCCAAGCUGAUCGAGGGCAACGGCAAAAGCGACAGGUAGGAUGCUGUUCCUGUGGCAUCGGCCCCGCUGGCCCGAGCGGACCGCCUGGUCCUGACGGCGAGCCCGGCGAGGACGGCCAUCCUGGACAUCCCGGUGCACCCGGUCCUGACGCUAAAGACGAAAAAGCAAUUCCGACCGAAGCUGAUUUUUGUUACGAGUGCGAACCUUCACCUCCUGGGCCAACUGGUAUGACAGGACCGAUGGGCCCGAUGGGACCCACCGAUGGGUUGAAGACUACCAAGCCGAAAGAAUCGAAAAGAGCAGACAGGAAUUUGUGA